Molecule: messenger RNA, 498 nt
Organism: Suillus subaureus
Lineage: Eukaryota; Fungi; Basidiomycota; Agaricomycetes; Boletales; Suillaceae
Exons: 5
Coding region: 1-498 (165 amino acids)
Source: RefSeq, a predicted model, not a curated record
AUGCCCCCUGCCACCAAGUGCCUGCUUGUCUCUGCAACCAGCUCUUCUACAAUUGGCGACAAUGAUGGCGGCAGUGAUGACGACAACGACAUAUCUAUGAACAAGGAUGAGUCAUUUGUUGCAGAUUCAGGUGACGAAGAAGCCAAGGAAGCUGAAGAAGCUUACCAGCAAAUUAAAGCAUUCAGAGAUGCUGACCGAGAUGAAAAAGGCCACAAGAAUGCACACACCGGUGAAAGUGAGGAUGGAUGGUGGUGUAACAUUUGCAACAAUCCAAACUGCCACUUUCCAAUAUACAAGAGUCACUGCAAGGAGAAAGGCAUCAUCAUGCAUGAGUGCACUAUUCCCUUGAAUGUCAAGUUUUCGAAGUCAGGCCUUGUUGACUAUAUUGUCAAGCUUAUCAUUGCUGAGGAUGAGGCAUUUCAACUUGUCAACAAAGGAUCCUUUCACCACCUCCUGCAAUACCUUCAGCCAAGUCUUUCAGAUCAAGAACCGCACUAA